Molecule: messenger RNA, 684 nt
Organism: Symbiodinium sp. CCMP2592
Lineage: Eukaryota; Dinophyceae; Suessiales; Symbiodiniaceae
Source: the annotation of a GenBank genome assembly
AUGUCGCUUGGUCCUAGUGAGGAGGCGAUGUCUCAGCUGCAGCUACUCCGGCGGCUGAAGCUGAGCAUCUGCCAAGGCGACGGCAGUUUUGAGGAGCGCGUCUCCGCAGCCGUCGCGGGCCUCGAUGACGAGAAGGAGAAGAGCCCUGGGGGCAACAGUGUCGCAGGGCUCACUGUCGCAAUCCGCAGCGCCACGCAGCACUGGCUCGGCCGCGAUCUCCACACGCCAAGUCGGCCCCUCACCGAGAUUCGAUCAGUGCUUGAAGCGCGUCAGCGCCUCCAGGCAGUACGUGGUCCAGCAAACCACGGAGGGCGAGGUCUCUUGUGUCAGUACAGCAUCCAAGAGGCUCACGACGUGUGGGCCCGACUCCGCAGCGAGUAUCUGGAGAUCUGCGCUUCGAUGCCCGGUUGCGAUGUGCGCCGCUACGCAGCGACCGUUGCCGCCCGGGAGUCCAAGUGUGCAGCACAGCGAGAGCGCGAGGAGGCCCUGGCCAGACGCAGGGCCCUCCGAAGAGCGGAACACCAAGCUCAAGACAGAGAGAGGAAGCAGCUGAAGCAACAGCGACUGCUCCUUCGAGCCGAAAAGGCAGCGGCAGCUGCUGAGCGGAGAGAGCUCAGGCUCUUCGUUCAGCUCGAGCGCUUGCUCCGCCGUUGGCGGCCCUACCCAACCAAGGCCACCACUUGA